Messenger RNA from Capsella rubella, 3830 nucleotides. RefSeq names its product auxin response factor 19. Gene Ontology annotation, molecular function: DNA binding; protein binding. The coding region runs from base 266 to 3469 and encodes 1067 amino acids. Lineage: Eukaryota; Viridiplantae; Streptophyta; Magnoliopsida; Brassicales; Brassicaceae. Gene Ontology annotation, cellular component: nucleus. Gene Ontology annotation, biological process: regulation of DNA-templated transcription; response to hormone. The transcript has 12 exons. The record is from RefSeq and is a predicted model, not a curated record.
AAGUAUUCUCUUAUGAACUAAAUAGAAAAGGCUUUUGUUUUUCGGAAUGAUUUUGAAAAACCAAAAUCAUUGCUUAGUUUGUCAUGCUCUUCUCUCUCUCUUUUUCCCCUUUUUACAAGAGUACUAGAGCUCUGUCUAUACUAACAGAUUCCUUCAUUUUGUGCUCAACAACUCUGUUUCCUCCCUCCACAUCAAACCAAACUAAAUAAAACAUAAAGUUUUGCUCUCUUUUUUUUUGAAGUUUCCGUUGUUUCUUCUGUAAACCAUGAAGGCUCCUUCAAAUGGGUUUCUUCCCAAUUCCAACGAAGGAGAGAAGAAGCCAAUCAAUUCUCAACUAUGGCACGCUUGUGCAGGGCCUUUGGUUUCAUUGCCUCCUGUCGGAAGUCUUGUGGUUUACUUCCCUCAAGGUCAUAGCGAGCAAGUUGCAGCAUCGAUGCAGAAGCAAACAGAUUUUAUACCAAAUUACCCGAAUCUUCCUUCUAAGCUGAUUUGCUUGCUUCACAGUGUUACAUUACAUGCUGAUACUGAAACCGAUGAAGUAUAUGCACAGAUGACUCUUCAACCUGUGAAUAAGUAUGACAGAGAAGCAUUGCUAGCUUCUGAUAUGGGUUUGAAGCUAAACAGACAACCUACUGAGUUUUUCUGCAAGACUCUUACAGCGAGUGACACAAGCACUCACGGUGGAUUCUCUGUACCGCGUCGUGCAGCUGAGAAAAUAUUCCCUCCUCUUGAUUUCUCGAUGCAACCACCUGCACAAGAGAUUGUAGCCAAAGAUCUACAUGAUACUACAUGGACAUUCAGACAUAUUUAUCGAGGCCAACCAAAAAGGCACUUGCUUACCACAGGUUGGAGCGUUUUUGUUAGCACAAAGAGACUAUUCGCGGGUGACUCAGUUUUGUUUGUAAGAGAUGAGAAAUCACAGCUGAUGUUGGGUAUAAGACGUGCAAAUAGGCAAACCCCGACUCUUUCCUCAUCGGUCAUAUCCAGUGACAGUAUGCACAUUGGGAUUCUUGCAGCUGCAGCUCAUGCUAAUGCCAACAGUAGCCCUUUUACCAUCUUCUUCAAUCCAAGGGCAAGUCCUUCAGAGUUUGUAGUUCCUUUAGCCAAAUACAACAAAGCUUUGUACGCUCAAGUAUCACUGGGGAUGCGAUUCCGGAUGAUGUUUGAGACUGAAGAUUGUGGGGUUCGCAGAUAUAUGGGUACAGUCACUGGUAUUAGUGAUCUUGACCCUGUAAGAUGGAAAGGCUCACAAUGGCGUAAUCUUCAGGUAGGAUGGGAUGAAUCAACAGCUGGAGAUAGGCCAAGCCGAGUAUCCAUAUGGGAAAUAGAACCUGUCAUAACUCCUUUUUACAUAUGCCCUCCUCCAUUUUUUAGACCUAAGUACCCGAGGCAACCGGGAAUGCCAGAUGAUGAGUUGGACAUGGAAAACGCUUUUAAAAGAGCAAUGCCUUGGAUGGGAGAAGAAUUUGGGAUGAAAGACGCACAGAGUUCGAUGUUUCCUGGUUUAAGUCUAGUUCAAUGGAUGAGUAUGCAGCAAAACAAUCCACUGUCAGGUUCUGCUACUCCUCAGCUCCCGUCCGCGCUCUCAUCUUAUAACCUACCAAACAAUUUUGCUUCCAACGACCCUUCCAAGCUGUUGAACUUCCAAUCCCCAAAUCUCUCUUCCGCAAAUUCCCAAUUCAACAAACUAAAUACGCUUAACCAUAUCAGUCAACAGAUGCAAGCACAACCAGCCAUGGUGAAAUCUCAACAACAACAACAACAACUACAGAUGUCACACCAACAGCUGCAGCAACAGGGGAUCUAUAACACAGGUUCCGAUGUGAGUGCUGUUGCUAACCAAGUCUCUUGUCAAAAUCCGCACCAAUCUACUACUCAGUCGCAGCUUCAGCAGCAGUCAAUGCUCCCUAAUGGUGUUAAAAUGACACACCAGAACAUACACUCAGGGAAUAAAGGCUCGUCUCAAAUGACAUCCUUUGCACAAGAAUUGCAGUUUCAGCAGCAACUGGAAUUGCACAACAGUAGCCAAUCCUUAAGAAACCAGCAAGAACAGUCCUCUCUGCAUUCACUACAACAAUCUCUGUCCCAAAAUCCACAGCAGCUCCAAAUGCAACAACAAUCGCCAAAACCAAGUCCUUCACAACAGCUUCAGUUGCAGCUACUCCAGAAGCUACAGCAGCAGCAACAGCAGCAGUCGAUUCCUCCAGUAACUUCAUCCUUACAGCCACAGUUCUCGGCGUUACAGCAGCCACAAAGCCAUCAAUUGCAACAACUUCUGUCAUCUCAGAACCAGCAGCCCUUGGCGCAUGGUAAUAACAGCUUCUCAGCUUCAACUUUCAUGCAGCCUCCACAGAUUCAGGUGAAUCAUCAGCAACAGGGACAAAUGAAUAAUAAACCUCUUGUAGCCGCCGGAAGAUCACAUUCUGGUCACACAGAUGGAGAAGCUCCUUCUUGUUCAACCUCGCCUUCCACCAAUAACACCGGGCAUGAUAAUGUUUCACCGACGAAUUUCCUCAGCAGAAAUCAACAAGGACAAGCGGUAUCUGUAUCUGCAUCUGAAUCUGUAUUUGAGCGUGCAAGUAAUCCUGUUCAAGAGCUUUAUGCAAAAACCGACAACCGGAUCAAUCAAGGCAUGGUGAAUUUGAAGAGUGCUGGUGAACAGUUCAAAUUUAAAGGCGCAGUAACAGAUCAAAUCGAUGUAUCCACAGCGGGAACAACGUAUUGUCCUGAUGUUGUUGGCUCUGCACAGCAGCAACAGACUUUCCCACUACCAUCAUUUGGUUUCGAUGGAGAUUGCCAAUCUCAUCAACCAAGAAACAACUUAGCUUUUGCUAGUAAUCUCGAAGCUGUAACUUCUGAUGCUCUGUAUUCUCAAAAGGACUUUCAGAACUUGGUUCCCAACUACGGCAACGCACCAAGAGACAUUGAGACAGAGCUAUCCAGUGCUGCAAUCAGUUCUCAGUCAUUUGGUAUUCCCAGCAUCCCCUUUAAGUCUGGAUGUUCAAAUGAGGUCGGUGGCAUCAAUGAUUCAGGCAUCAUGAAUGGUGGUGGACUCUGGCCGAAUCAAACACAACGAAUGCGAACAUAUACAAAGGUUCAAAAACGAGGGUCAGUAGGAAGAUCAAUAGAUGUUACCCGUUAUAGUGGCUAUGAUGAACUUAGGCAUGACUUAGCAAGAAUGUUUGGCAUCGAAGGGCAGCUCGAAGAUCCGCUAACCUCUGAUUGGAAACUCGUUUACACUGAUCAUGAAAACGAUAUAUUACUCGUUGGUGAUGAUCCUUGGGAGGAGUUUGUGAACUGCGUGCAAAACAUAAAGAUCCUAUCAUCAGCAGAAGUGCAGCAAAUGAGCUUAGACGGAGAUCUUGCAGCUAUCCCGGCCACGAACCAAGCCUGCAGCGAGACAGACAGCGGAAAUGCAUGGAAAGUACAUUAUGAAGACACUUCUGCUGCAGCUUCAUUUAACAGAUAGAAAAGAAAAGGAAAAAAAGAUGCAGAUAGACCAAAUCAACUUACAUCGAGAUCAUUCCUGGCCAUCGCAAAGUACAGCUGUUUUUUUAAUGUGUACUGCAAACAACAAACUGAGAAGAAGAAGAAGAAAAUACUGCAAGGUAUAUAUACAUUUUUAUAGGACAGUGAUUUGACUUUUCAUUCUAACUUGAUGUUGUUGUACUUUUCUUGUUUUCCCCAUAUUUAUAUAUAACCUGUGGAAUUGUCUUUAUAAAAACAAAAGAGAACAAGUCAACCACAAUACACAAUGUAAUGUGAAUGUAAUAUUGUAAUGUAACUAAACAAUCAUCUUCAAUUCAUCAAUGAUUAAUCUUUGUUAUUUU